GGGGAGCAUAAAAAUAAAUACAGAAUGUCUAAAGUGGACCAUCGAAAUAAAGUGUUACCUGAUUGAAUAAUUCAUGGGAGGGUUGUUAGCAAGGAGGUCUUUGAUAGGUUGUUAGAGUUGUUUGCCCCGCCCACAACACGUGCAUCAUCAACAUCAGUUGUCCUGUCACAGCACCCGUCCCAGAAAUAUCAUUAUUCCUGGGAAGUCAACAACAACAAUUGUUCACUAAACUGCUUUAUAUUUUUUUUAAAACACGCUGUGAAAACCAUUAUACUCUAGUCCAGCGAGACGGUUAGUUGUUAUGGCUGUUGCGGAACUAGUUGCUAAAUGCUUGCAAGCACAGGAAAUGGCUUACUGUCCGUACAGUGGGUUUCCAGUCGGCGCUGCCAUUUUGACGACAGGGGGCGCCAUUAUCACAGGCUGUAAUGUUGAGAAUGCCUCCUAUGGCCUGACCGUGUGUGCGGAGAGAACUGCGAUACAGAGAGCGGUCGCUGAAGGAUACCGAAGAUUUACAGCCAUAGCUGUCACAUGUGAUAUCAAAGAUAGUUUUGUAGGACCAUGUGGUGCAUGUCGACAGGUAUUAAUGGAGUUUGGCACUGAAUGGGACGUUUACCUCACUAAGCCAGACGGGACCUAUAAGAAGACCAGUCUAAGAGAGCUCUUGCCUUUGGCAUUCACCCCGGCUCACCUGCAAAAGACCUGAGCGCACUGUCCUAAAAUAGCCUACAUUUAUGUGGACUUUUUAGAUUUGUAAACUAUUUCCUUUUUGAUCUGAAUUUAGGAACUGUGAAUAAUUAAAAUGUGAAUGUACUAUCUGUUCUUAAACAGUUUGUUCAUUAGCUAACCCUAGUCUGUUGCUGUUGAAGGU
This is a messenger RNA of Rhinichthys klamathensis goyatoka, 868 nucleotides long. Its product is annotated as zgc:103586. The transcript is spliced from 5 exons. Gene Ontology annotation, cellular component: cytosol. NCBI's taxonomy places the organism in Eukaryota, Metazoa, Chordata, Actinopteri, Cypriniformes, Leuciscidae. Gene Ontology annotation, molecular function: zinc ion binding; cytidine deaminase activity. Bases 302 to 703 code for a protein of 133 amino acids. The record is from RefSeq and is a predicted model, not a curated record.